AUGAGGAUGGACGUAGUAGAAAGAAUAUGGUCGAGGUUGCUAUAUUCUGAAAAUACUGCAGAAGCUGUACAAAGGCAUUGCCUUUGGAUUCUGGGAAUGAAAGGACUCUAUCUUGAUGGGGAAUCUGUUUGGAAGGACUUGGUCCUUGAUGCCAAACGUCGUCAGUGCUUCUUUAAUGCUGAUGAAGACAAGGAUUUGGCUGAGUUCGACCAAUUGGAUGAUGUGCGUAAUUCUAACAGCAUGUGUUUAGAAGUUCUAGAUGGAAGUAAGUUGGAAGUUCCACAAGAGUCGGCCACCCUCUUGCCACUCCCUGUCCGCACAGGUCGCGAGAGUUUGCGCUCUUUAUUUUACUCCUUGUCAUCUGGUGUAGUAAACCACUUGCUUUCUGACCAUGAGGGUAGAGAGUUGGAUCUUCCAUUCGAACUUGCAGACCAGGAAAUGGAGAUUGUUCUUUAUCGUAAAAGUAGCUUUAUAGUUGGACGGUCAGGAACAGGUAAGACCACGGUUUUAACCAUGAAAUUGUUUCAGAAUGAACAACGUUACCAAUUGGCAGUGCAAGGAUGCGUUAGUUGUCAAAAUAGCAUGGUUGAGCAGAGUACUUCAGCUACUAAGGGAACUCUACACCAAUUUUUUGUGACCGUGAGUCCUAAACUGUGUUUUGCCAUCAAGCAACAUGUUUUAAACUUAAAAAGUUUUGCAUGUGGUGGAAGUGAUUCAACUGAAAAGAUUUUGAUUGAUAUGGCUGAUUUUGAUGAGGGGGAAGCCCAAUUCAAGGAUAUCAAGGAUUCAUUUCAUGAUAUUCCUCCCAAUUCUUACCCUCUUGUCAUAACAUUCCAUAAGUUCUUGAUGAUGCUUGAUGGAACACUGGGGAACUCAUACUUUGAAAGAUUCCUUGAUGCAACAAAACUUACACAUGGUCGAUUGCAAAGUUCAAGAUCAGUUGCUUUGCAGACCUUUAUAAGGACAAAGGAGGUGAAGUAUGAGAGAUUCAGUUCAUCUUACUGGCCCCAUUUUAAUAUCCAGUUAACAAAGAAGCUCGAUGCUUCAAGAGUCUUUACAGAGAUAAUAUCUCAUAUUAAAGGUGGUUUGGAAGCUAUGGAAGCAGGUGAUGGUAAACUCAAUCGCGAGGAUUAUGUUCGACUGUCAGAGAGCCGGGGUUCCAAUUUAAGCAAGCAAAAGAGAGAAGCAAUAUACGAUAUAUUUCAGGCUUAUGAAAAAAUGAAGAUGAAAAAUGGUGAAUUUGAUCUGGCUGAUUUUGUAAUUGAUCUUCACCAUCGUCUUAGGCAUGAAAAAUAUGGGGGUGAUCAAAUGGACUUUGUUUAUAUCGAUGAGAGCAGGUUAUUUUGGUGCGAGAUGAUGGUGCUAAGAAAGAAGUUUCCAUGUUUGUUGGGAGGCAUGCUCUGUCCUCACCAUUGUGGAGUGCAAGGGCCUGAGUUCCAGGAUGUACUCUUGUACAACUUUUUUGGCUCAUCACCACUGAAAAACCAAUGGAGAGUCAUAUAUGAUUACAUGAAGGAACGAGAUUUACUUGACUCGACAUUACCAAAGUGCUUUCCAAGUUUCAAUGAAUCUAAGCACAACAUCCUAUGCUCUGAAUUGAAGCAAUUAUAUGUUGCUGUUACUCGUACGAGACAGAGAUUGUGGGUUUGUGAGAGUGUAGAAGAGCUCUCCAAACCGAUGUUCGACUAUUGGAAGAAGAAAUGUCUUGUACAAGUUAGGCAACUGGAUGAUUCACUUGCACAGGAGAUGCAAGUUGCAAGCAGGCCAGAGGAGUGGAAAUCACGGGGAAUUAAGCUUUAUCACGAACAUAGCUAUGAAAUGGCCACAAUGUGCUUUGAGAGAGCUGGUGAUACUUAUUGGGAAAAAAGGUCCAAAGCUACUGGCCUUAAAGCUAUCGCUGACCGUAUGCGAACUUCAAAUCCUGAAGAGGCCAACUCCAUUCUUAGGGAAGCUGCUGAAAUAUUUGAUGCUAUAGGCAAGGCAGAUUCCGCUGCCAUAUGCUUUUCUGAUUUAGGCGAAUAUGAAAGAGCAGGCAUGACUACUUAUCAACAUCUAUUAUCUUUAGCCCAUAUUUCUUGUCUCAAGUACAAGAUUUUAUUUCACCAUCAUUUACCAUCUUGCACCCCUGCCUGUAAUACUGUGUACUUCCACUUAAUGUCAAAACCUCUGAACUUUAUUGGUACAGCUAGGAUUUAUUUGGACAAAUAUGGCGUGCCUGAUCUGGAAAGAGCCGGAGAAUGUUUUUCUCUAGCAGGAUGCUAUAAAGAUUCUGCGGAUGUGUAUGCCAGGGGCAAUUUUUUCUCUGAGUGUCUCACUGCUUGUGCCAAAGGAAAACUGUUUGAAAUGGGUUUGCAAUACAUCAAGUAUUGGAAAAAGCAUGCAAUAAAGGACUGUGUUGUGGCUAGAAGAGGUGAAGAAAUGGAUGAAAUUGAACAAGAAUAUCUGGAGAGCUGCGCAUCCCACUAUUAUGAGUUGACAGAUCACAGAUCCAUGAUGAACUUUGUUAAAGAGUUUCAUUCUAUUAUUUUGAUGCGGAACUUUUUGAAGAAGUUGGGUCUCCUUGAUGAGCUUCUUUUGUUGGAAGAAGAAUUUGGAAACUAUCUUGAAGCUGCGGAAAUUGCAAAGAUGAAAGGCGAUAUUCUACUUGAAGCUGAUUUCCUUGGAAAGGCAGGCAAGUUCAGAGAAGCGUCAUCACACAUUCUACUCUAUGUGUUUGCAAACUCUCUUUGGUCAUAUGGCGGAAAGGGCUGGCCCAUACAACAGUUUUCACAAAAGGAGGAGCUUUUAUCAAAAGCCAAGUCAUUUGCUAAGAAGGAAACAGAAAGCUUUUAUGAGCUUGUUUGCACUGAGAUUGACAUUUUGUUAAAUGAGCAGAGUAACUUGGCUUUGAUAAAAAAUUAUAUGAAUGUUUGUCAGAGGCAUAAGAGAGUUGAAUUACUAUCUGCUCGAAAAAUAUUGGAUGCUCAUAUUUCUUCAUCCGCCGAUAAAUACGUGUGGGAAAAGGAUUUGGUUGAUGGUAAUCUGAUAAUGUGUUCAGAAGGCAGAAUAUCUGAAAAUCAGGUAUCUAUAGAUUCACUGAUAUAUUUCUGGAUUUUUUGGAAGGAUAAAAUUGCUUUCAUAAUCAAAUAUCUUGGAUGCCUUGAAAACCGAGAUGUUAAUGAUUAUAGAAGGUACAAAGAGCUUUGUGUGGAUUACUUGGGAGUGUGGAGGUUGUAUCAUAAUCUUGCUCCAGUCUAUGUUUUACUCGUCUCUGAUGCUGAUUGGGUUCGAGGUCUGGACGAAAGACAUUUUAGAAAUCAUGGGAAGUUGGUCUCCAUUAAUGUUCACCAGCUUGUCUCAGCUGCUUGUAGUUAUUGGAGUUCAGAAAUGCUUUCUGUUGGCAUGGAAGUUUUGGAGAAGCUUGAAAAUCUUUACAAGUUUCCAAUAAAAAAUGUUGAUGAUGCAGUGUUCUGCCAAAGCAGGUGUCUUACCCAUAUUUGUGAGAUCUCAGAAUAUCUUUUGCAAUCAAAAUGUUUGAAGCUAAGGAAUCAAGAUGCCGAGAGAUUGCAGAGAUAUGUAAAGCUUUCUACUGAUACUGUUGUUGCGAAUAUAUUUCCUUUGGAUUGGAGGAAUUCAUUGAGGGAGAAUAUGAUUGCUCUUAGAAGAACUGAUGCUUUAAAGAAUGCGCUGAAACAAGUAACAGUCGAGUAUACCAGCUCAGAGAAGGUGUUGUCUUUGGGGCAGAUUGGAAGGCUUGCAAUGGUUAUUCUCGGGUCCGGUAAGCUGAAUAAUAGUGAACUAUACGAGAAGCUUGUGGUAAAACUGGACUGCCACCCGCCAUGGAAAGCUUUCAUUGAGAAUCUCUGUGGGAAUAUUAGGCCUGGAAACACCAGUGAAGAACCGAGAGAGGUGUCUAUAAUGUUGAAGUUGUAUGGAGCUUUAGUUGAUACUUAUAAUGCGAACUGGAGGGUGGUUCGUGAUUACAUAUCACCUGGUUGCUUUUUGUACCUUGUAGAGCGCCUUCUGAUUUGGGCAACUUGCUUUCAGGGUUAUGCUAUCACUACAAGUUCUUGCUUUGUUGAGUGGCUCAUAUACCAAGAGGAAGAUACCAACGUAAGUUCCAUGGUUGGUGUUGGUGAUGCGCUACCAUCUUUAAUUGACAUCUCUCAUUUUGUGAUUUAUGUGGUUCGGGAGUGUGUUUUUAAUAAGGCGGAUAUGGUUGAAUGGAUUAAAAAGACCAACACAGAUUGGAACAACUAUCAUUCUCAACUCAUGUUGCGAUUUGUUGUCAUGUUAUGCUUGGUUUAUUUGAAUUUUGGCAUGGGUCUAAAUGAACUCUAUGAUUUGCUGGGAAGGGACUAUAUCACUGAGCAGCUGCCGUGGGAAUUUUAUGACGCCCUUAAGAGACAGAGGAGACACAAAACUCUUAAUAUAAAUGUGAAGCUGCUAGCUGCAGCUUUUCAGAAGAUUGGUAAUACUUUGGUAAUUGCAAGUUUCGGGUCAGAUUGUUCAAGGUUCUUAUGUUCAGAUGUCAUCUUUGUUGACAUGAAGGCCAACCAUUCCAGGGAUGACAUACUGAGAAAAUUGAUUCCUAAACAACCACCUGUCCUACAAGUUUCCCAAGCUACAUCUGUUGAAGGAGGAGAGACUGGUGCUGCAUCUGAUAAGACGAGUGAUGAUGUCGUCGGUGGCAGAGACAACCACAAUACAGGUGAGGAAAGUUGCAUAUCCAAAGAGUCAAUUCCAAAGCCUAAGCAAGCAGUGGAUGUGGCUUCUGGAUCCCAAUGUGGCAGUAAUGAAACUGGAAACAAGGGGAAGAAAAAGGGCAAGAACAAGAAACCCAAGAAGAAAGGAGGCAAAAAGUAG
Messenger RNA from Prunus armeniaca (apricot), 4845 nucleotides. NCBI's taxonomy places the organism in Eukaryota, Viridiplantae, Streptophyta, Magnoliopsida, Rosales, Rosaceae. The record is from the annotation of a GenBank genome assembly.